AGUGAGACAAGACAGGGGAUAGAGGAGUCAGGGAUAUGAGAACGAGGAGGGGGCUGUGUUAUCCUCGAGGGGCACCUCCGAGGGUGCGUUCGCAUAAGGACGAUGUCGGAGAGUUGAGGUUGUUUCAAGACAAGGAAGAACAAUCGUCUUUUGUCAGCCGUAAAAGAUUGAAGAAGUCGCCGGGAAACAUGGUUGCUGGAGGCGGAGGAGGUUGCGAUUUUUUUGAGUCUCUCCCGGAUGACCUUCUCCUCUGUAUCCUCACCAAACUCAGCUCCACAGCGGCCUGCCCCUCCGAUUUCAUUAGUGUUUUGAUCACGUGUAAGAGAUUUCAUGGUUUGGGCCUCCAAUCUCAAGUUUUAUCGAAAGCUUCACCGAAAGCAUUAGCUAUUCGGGCCAAGAACUGGUCCGACUCGGCUCACCGCUUUCUGAAACAGUGUGCCGAUGCCGGGAAUGUUGAAGCCUUAUAUAUCCUGGGCAUGAUUCGAUUCUACUGUUUGCAAAACAGAGGAAGCGGAGCGUCGCUGAUGGCCAAGGCGGCGAUUAACUCCCACGCGCAGGCUCUGUACUCCCUGGCAGUUGUCCAGUUCAACGGCAGCGGCGGGACCAAGAACGACAAGGACCUCAGGGCCGGUGUGGCUCUGUGUGCACGCGCCGCCUUCCUGGGCCACAUCGACGCUCUCCGUGAACUCGGCCACUGCCUGCAAGACGGAUAUGGGGUUCGACAAAACAUCCUGGAGGGACGGCGAUUUCUGGUCCAAGCCAACGCGCGAGAGCUCGCCGCUGUUUUGUCACCUCCGGCGGCGGCUAACCCUGUGCUCACCUGGAACCUCCACCCUGUCCCGCACCCGCAUCCUCAUCCGCUUUCGCAGAAUCUGAGCGGGUCAGGGUGCCCGCUUCUAAGCGAUUACGGUUGCAACGUCCCGGCGGCUGAGUCACACCCCGCCAACCGUUUCAUGACCGACUGGUUCCGGGAGCGGGGCUGGUCCCCAGGCUCGGGUCUUAGGUUAUGCUCGCACAUCGGUUGUGGCCGGCCGGAGACGAGAAAGCAUGAAUUUCGUCGGUGUUCGGUGUGUGGGACAGUGAAUUACUGUUCUCGUGCUUGUCAGGCGCUGGAUUGGAAGUUCCGGCACAAGGCAGAGUGCGUGCCAUUGGAGAGAUGGGCUGACGAGGAAGGUGAAGAUGCGGCCGGCGAACAGGUGAACGGCGGUGUGGACGGAGAUGGCUUGAUGGCCGUCGAUAGUUAAGAGAGACCGGUAGAAUAGUUUCGGCGACGGUAACGGAAGUGAAAACGGCAUCGUUUUGGUGGAGAUGGAGCCAUUUUUUUAGGUGCGGAUUAAGGUAAUUAAAUGCUAAUGAAUUGUCUUUAUUAUGGUCGGUCCACAAAACGGCACCGUGUGGCUUCCUUACCUUUUUGUUGUAUAGGUCAGCUGGUUCCUGAAAAAAAUCCACAGGGAUCGCCUUUUUUCUCUUUUCCUAAUUACUCAGUAUGGCCUUUUUUGUACAAUACAGGAGCUAUCAGUCUUAAAUCUAGCUAAUUAAUAGUAUUAAAAAUUUUGUCAA
Neltuma alba is the source of this 1560-nucleotide messenger RNA. Its product is annotated as F-box protein At1g67340. Bases 36 to 1244 code for a protein of 402 amino acids. Gene Ontology annotation, molecular function: protein binding. Lineage: Eukaryota; Viridiplantae; Streptophyta; Magnoliopsida; Fabales; Fabaceae. The record is from RefSeq and is a predicted model, not a curated record. The transcript is spliced from 3 exons.